This is a messenger RNA of Xenopus laevis (African clawed frog), 5848 nucleotides long. It is a transcript of the gene egfr.L, whose product is annotated as epidermal growth factor receptor L homeolog. Gene Ontology annotation, molecular function: ATP binding; epidermal growth factor binding; transferase activity. Gene Ontology annotation, cellular component: membrane; signaling receptor complex; nucleus. The record is from RefSeq and is a predicted model, not a curated record. Bases 331 to 3963 code for a protein of 1210 amino acids. Gene Ontology annotation, biological process: regulation of signal transduction; neurogenesis; negative regulation of apoptotic process. The transcript has 28 exons. NCBI's taxonomy places the organism in Eukaryota, Metazoa, Chordata, Amphibia, Anura, Pipidae.
AAGCAUGCCAGAUUCUUUUCGUUAGGGAGUCACAGACACCGGCUCGCACUGUCAAAAAGUUUUGCAACUCCUGGGAAGUGAGUGUGGAAAUAACUGGCACCUCGUUUGCUCCUGGUCUUUUCUUCAUACACCAGAUAAGGAGGCACAGAAUCAGCUCGGGGUUCCUUGUAGUCUGCUGCCCUGUGGGUAUAUAGUGAAUUUACAAUGGAUUGAACUGCUCAAUAGCUGCUAAUGAGGAGUUCUCUGGAUUUGGGUCACUGAAACAAGACCAGUGUCAGAGACAGCUGAUCGUUACUAUUUUCUCUUCUUGGUGACAGUUAAAGACUCAGGAUGGGGUCUCUUAGUCGGAGUCUGGGAUUAUAUAUCUGCAUCUUCUUCAUAAGUCAGUCCUGCUUGUCUCUGGAAGAGAAGAAAGUAUGCCUUGGAAAUACUAACCGAUUAAAUCAGCUGGGUAACACAGAAGAACACUACGUCAGCCUUAAAAAGAUGUAUGAUGGGUGUGAAAUUGUGCUUGGAAAUCUGGAGAUUACUUAUUUAGACCUCCUGAAUGAUACCUCCUUCCUACGGAACAUACAAGAAGUGGGAGGCUAUGUGCUCAUAGCCAUCAACUCUGUUAGAUCCAUUCAUCUUGAAAACCUUCAAAUUAUUCGUGGGAAUAUGUUGUACAAAAGUACAUAUGCUCUAGCUAUAGUGAGUAAUGAGUCCCUGAAUACCACUAAUGCUUUGGAGGAACUGCACAUGGGACAUUUGACAGAAAUUCUUAAUGGUGGAGUCCUCAUUUCCAAAAAUCGCAAACUUUGCUACUUGAAUACCAUCCAGUGGAAUGAUAUUUUGCACUCGGACAAUCCCAUCAACCAAAUAUCGUUGGAUAAAAGUUUUUCUCCCAUGUGUCCUAAAUGUGAUGUAGAAAGCUGCAAUGGAUCAUGCUGGGGACCUGGACCUGGAAACUGUCAGAAAUUAACAAAGCUCAUCUGUGCCCAGCAGUGUUCAGGUCGUUGCAGAGGUCCACUGCCAAUUGAUUGCUGCCAUACCCAGUGUGCUUCAGGCUGUACAGGACCAAAGGAAAAUAACUGCUUGGCUUGCCGUAAAUUUCGUGAUGGUGAAACCUGCAAAGAAGGCUGCCCUCAGCUGCAGAUUUAUAAUCCUACAACAUACCAAUUGGAAGUAAAUCCUGAUGGAAAGUAUAGUUUUGGAGCAGCGUGUGUGAAAAAGUGCCCACAUAACUAUGUUGUGACGGAUCAUGGAUCAUGUGUCCGAACUUGCAACUCAGAUUCCCAAGAAGUAGAGGAGAAUGGCAUUCGAAAAUGCAAAAAGUGUGAUGGACCAUGUACCAAAGAUAAGAUUUGCGAUGGAAUCAACAUGGGAAAGCUGAAACAUGCUUUGUCAGUAAAUGCCUCAAAUAUCGAUUCAUUUCAGAACUGUACCAAAGUUAAUGGAGAUGUGACACUUUUAUAUGUGGCAGAAAAAGGUGACACGUUUACCAAUACUAAAAAACUGGAUCCCGCAAAAUUAUCGGUAUUUAAAUCUGUCCGAGAAAUAACAGGUUCUUUACUGAUUCAGUGGUGGCCAGAAAAUUACACAGACUUGAAUGUGUUUGAGAAUCUUGAGGUUAUCCGAGGCAGAACAAAGCAGCGCGGUACUUAUGCUCUUGCUAUCGUACAAAGAUCCAUAACUGCCUUGGGUCUACAAUCCCUCAAAGAAGUGAGCGAUGGGGAUGUUAUCAUUAAAACAAACAAGAAUCUCUGCUAUGUUAACACCAUCAACUUUACAAACAUGUUUAGGACACCAAAACAGAUAAAGAUAAUUAAUGACAACAAGAAUCCUGAGCAGUGUGAAAGUGAAGGCAAGGUCUGUGACACUUUGUGCUCUGAGGAGGGAUGUUGGGGACCUGGGCCUUCUCAAUGUGUUUCCUGCCUUAAAUAUAUCCGUGGAAAAGAAUGUGUAGAAAACUGCAACUUUCUUAGCAGGGAGCCACGGGAAUACACAGUAGAUGGCAGAUGCUUUUCCUGUAAUGUGGAGUGUUUGCAGUUGAAUGACACCCAAACUUGCUCCGGGCCUGGAGCAGAUGAAUGUUUCAAAUGUGCCCACUAUUCCGAUGGUCCAUUCUGUGUCAAGACUUGCCCAGCUGGUAUCCAUGGAGAGAAUAAUAGUUUAAUUUGGAAGUAUCCUGAUGAAAAUGGGGCAUGCCAGCUCUGCCACCCAGAAUGCAAACUGGGAUGUGCGGGACAUGGCAUAGAUGGAUGCCCUCCUCCUUGGUCAUACCACUCUGUUGCUGCAGGUGUUGUUGGAGGCAUCCUUGGAGCUGUCGUGAUUGGACUUGUUGCUUUCUUCUUUAUUAGAAGGAGUCGAAUUAACAGGAAACGUACCCUACGCAGAAUACUCCAAGAAAGAGAGCUGGUUGAACCUGUUACCCCCAGCGGAGAGGCACCAAAUCAAGCACUUCUCCGGAUCUUAAAGGAGACAGAGUUCAAGAAAAUAAAAGUUCUUGGCUCUGGUGCAUUUGGGACAGUUUACCAGGGCCUAUGGAUUCCUGAAGGGGAGGGCAUCAAGAUCCCUGUUGCCAUUAAGGAGCUGCGAGAAGCCACGUCCCCUAAAGCCAACAAAGAAAUCCUAGAUGAAGCAUAUGUCAUGGCCAGUGUGGAGAAUCCCUAUGUUUGCCGCUUGUUAGGAAUCUGCCUGACCUCUACUGUCCAGCUGAUUACCCAGUUAAUGCCAUUUGGAUGUCUCCUUGACUAUGUUCGAGAAAACAAAGACAACAUUGGAUCACGGCAUUUACUCAACUGGUGUGUGCAGAUUGCCAAGGGAAUGAAUUAUCUUGAAGAAAGACGUUUGGUGCAUCGUGAUUUAGCCGCCAGGAAUGUUCUUGUUAAAGGCCCACAGCAUGUCAAGAUCACAGAUUUUGGGUUAGCAAAGCUUCUGGGAGCAGAUGAGAAAGCGUAUCACGCAGAAGGGGGCAAAGUGCCUAUCAAAUGGAUGGCAUUAGAGUCAAUCUUGCACAGAACCUACACCCAUCAAAGUGAUGUUUGGAGUUACGGGGUCACGGUGUGGGAAUUGAUGACAUUUGGUUUGAAGCCCUACGAUGGAAUUCCAGCCAGUGAAAUUUCUAACAUUUUGGAAAAAGGGGAACGUCUUCCUCAACCACCAAUCUGCACCAUUGAUGUCUAUAUGAUUAUGGUCAAAUGCUGGAUGAUUGAUGCAGAGAGUCGUCCAAAGUUCCGGGAAUUGAGUGCUGAAUUUACCAAAAUGGCUCGUGACCCAACCCGCUACUUAGUCAUUCAGGGGGAUGAUAGAAUGCAUUUGCCGAGCCCUGUUGAAUCCAAGAUCCAUCCUGCAUUGGUUGAAGCAGGUCUAGGUGACAUAGUCGAUGCUGAAGAGUAUCUGUUGCCACACCAAGGAUUCUUCACUAGUCCCUCUAAUUCGAGAACACCUUUACUAAGCACAAUGAGUUCUACUAGCAACAACUCACCUGUCAUCUGCAUCACUCGGAACGGGGGGCUGCCUGCUAGAGAAGACAGCUUUGUUCAAAGAUACAGUACCGAUCCAACAGUCAUUUUGGAAGACAGCAUUGAUGAUGAGUUCCUGCCUGCGCCAGAAUAUGUAAAUCAGAUGGUUCCAAAACCAGUUGUCGAGACACAGACAAAUCCAGUAUAUCAAAACCUGUCCCCCUCGGGGAAUACUGUGUCUCCUGAAGAGAACCUUUACCAGAAUUCUCACAGCAAUGGCCUUAACAACCCAGAGUAUUUGAACGCAGGCCAAACCUUUGUACCUAAAACUGACUUUGAUUAUUCCUCUAUCUGGGACCAAAAGGCUAACAUUCAGAUAAACCUGGAUAACCCUGACUAUCAGCAGGACUUCUUUCCAAAAGAACCCAAAACCAAUGGACAUUUUAAAAUUCCUGCAGCGCAAAACCCUGAAUACUUGGGUUUGGCACCUGUGACCGAUUAUAUUGAAGCUUCAGCAUGACCACAAGGACAGAUAACAUUACUGGUAUCCUCUUGUUGGGGGACUCAGAUGGGUUUCUUUGGCCUUUGCGAAGAUAUGGAACCCACUGACUUAUGUACAGUACUUGUAUACUUUGGCCAGGACAUUGGAGGCACAUUAUGGAUGGUUAGUGGAACAGUAGCUUGGACGUGGCAAAUGUUUUCUUCAUUGUUGCUUCAGCAAACCUUUUAUAUAGAAAUUAUAUAUAUAUAAAUAUUUUUUUUAUUCCGUACCAAAAAAACAUUGAAUUCAUUUUUUUUUUUUACAAGUUAUAGCAAUUAUAGCACCUUUUUUUGUAAAUAUUGGAUUGCAUUUUGGGAAGAUUCAUUUUUAAUAGCAAAACUGUCAGCGCACAGAGGAGCACAUUUUGGUGGUAACACUUGGAAGAACGAUAAUGAUUUCCCCACUCACAGAAUACACUCAACCAAAUCCGAGAAAUUUCCCGUGACAUUUCGACAACUGACUUGGCAAUUUGAUCACUGGUACUCAGCAGGGCAGUUGAUCAAAAUACUAGAUAUUGUUUGUUCUACCCAAAGAAAAUAAUAACCUUGGCUAAAAUUAACAAUUAUGAAUCCACAUUCCUCUCGCUGUUAAUGGAUUACAGCACCCUCACUAGCCAAUGACACUGCCAUUUGGGGAACCCUUGGCCUUGCUUCAGCAAGAUGCAUGUAUGUCUUGUCAGCUGUCUGUUAUGAGUCUUUAAAACCACCCAGACUGUGUUUUGCAUAGUGGAAAAAAUGUAUUUCUAAGCAGAUUUAUGAUAUACAUUAAUUAAUAUAUCUCCGUGGUUUAAAAGUUAUGUUUCAAUGAAAUUGCAAUUGAAAGCAGUGUUUGCUUAUCUUGUUUCAGUUUCUCUUCCCAAUUUUUUUUAUUCACAAGUCAAAAUUAGUAGAGAGACUGUAAACCACUAGACAGAUAUUGCUUUCAAUAGCAAUUACAUUUACAAAUAAAUGGCACUUAUUCAAAGUGGUCAUGCAGCCUGCCAUUUACUUAAAUUUAAUUACACCUGCCAGUAGCGGGUUUAAGACAAAAAAUGGACAGGCAGGUACAUGACAGGUUGUAUGGCCAUAAUUAGGCACUUCUCCAUUGGCUGAAAAGUUUUAAAUAAUCUAAAUCCACAGAAAAUGUUUAAUUUAUAUUUGUUGGAAACUUUAAAGUUACGUUUCGCUACAUUAUGCAGAAAAAAACCUUUUUUGGUGGACAAAUCUUUUAAUAAAGGGUGUAGUUAUCAAAAACAUAUGCAGCCCAUCAUGUUUUUACACAGCCUUGGCCAAACUGCUAAAAUGUUAUAAUCAUACCAGAUUAAAUGCAAUUCUCAGAAUAUAUUAACAUUAAAAAAGACAAUCAUUCUUGUCGGCACUUUAACCAUGUUAGUAUUCAAAGGAUGUAUCGAUUUGAUCGUGUUUAUUAAAUCAAAAAUUUGAAUCUGAGCACAAACAUGUCCUAUACAAGCAUCUUAAAAUGAUGGAAAUUCUACCAUAUGGUGAGUUUACUAGCUAGUUAGUUAGUACUAACAGCUAGGACAAGUAAGUUCUAAAGAUAUAUGCAUAUGGGAAAUGCCUUUUAUAUGUCAUUUAUUUUAUAUGGGAUCAAAACAUUUAUUAAAGGUCUGGCAAACUUUUUUUUUUUGCUGUGAAUUAUUAGAAUUCAGCACAACUUAGAAUAAUGUAGCCCUUUGACUUUAUUAAAUUGUGAUGCGAUUUAUAUAGGGGCUUUAGACCAUCAGUUUCUAUAAUUCCCCACCAGACCUGGUAUUAAUUUGAUUGCAUGUUUUUUGUGUGUAUGUCCUCAUAUAAAUGUACCCAAAAGCUAAAUGCUAGCAAGGCAUUAAUCAACCUCAAUAAAACAUGUCUUAAUGGGAGGCGUA